Messenger RNA from Homarus americanus (American lobster), 6139 nucleotides. Its product is annotated as 39S ribosomal protein L28, mitochondrial-like. Gene Ontology annotation, molecular function: structural constituent of ribosome. Bases 50 to 1291 code for a protein of 413 amino acids. The transcript is spliced from 2 exons. Lineage: Eukaryota; Metazoa; Arthropoda; Malacostraca; Decapoda; Nephropidae. The record is from RefSeq and is a predicted model, not a curated record. Gene Ontology annotation, cellular component: mitochondrial large ribosomal subunit.
CGACAGUGUGUGGGCCCGAGUGAUGGAACCGGGGAAGUAGUUUGUAAACAUGGCAGACGAAGCUGCCAGGCGACGUGAGCUGAGGAGGAGGAGGAUAUUAGACAAUGCCGAGGAGAGGAAGAGGAAGAUAUUUGGUGUCAGUAACGCAGCUAAUGGCACUACAGUUACGGAUGAAUUACAGAACUCAGAAGAACCUGGGAACCCAACAGUACACAGCGUCUUAGCACCUCAGCUACACAGUAAUGAGGAAGCGGUUACCAAUAAGACUUGUUGCAUCAACUCAUCUCCCUCACUCAACAAUGACCUGGACAAUGCUACAACAUCAAACAACAACAGCAGAGAAAGUACUAUUGUUAAUGCAAGAGAAAGUAUUAAUGUUAACAAGACAGAAAGUACUAAUGUUAACACCUCAGAAAGUACUAAUGAUAACACCUCAGAAAGUACUAAUGAUAACAACAAAGAAAGUACUAAUGAUAACAACAAAGAAAGUACUUAUGAUAACAACAAAGAAAGUACUAAUAUUAACACUAGAGAAAGUCCUCAUGUUGACACUAGAGAAAAUACUCAUGUUAAUGCUAGAGAAAGUAUCCAUAUUAACGCUAGAGAAAGUAUCCAUGGUAACGCUAGAGAAAGUAUCCAUGUUAACGCUAGAGAAAGUAUCCAUGUUAACGCUAGAGAAAGUAUUCAUGUUAAUCAGACAAUACUUCCGAACUCUAGCAGAAUUCAGAAUGGUUCUAUACCUGACUUAACUGAACAGCUGAUGAACUUAAAUAGGUUAAUAACUGCCAAUGGUGGCAUUAGUCCCAGUACUGUGCAGAAUGGAAGACCCCAGCAAGACGUCCAGCCAGUUGCCUCCGUUGAGCCCCUUUAUACCUCCAUGGUACCUGUUGUACUCGCCUUAUUAGUGUGCACUCUGUUGUCAUUCAACCUUGGGUAUAUCGUGUCAAAUAGCAUCUCGAUCCCGUUCAUACUCUGGGAGGCUCAUCAUCUUUGGUGUCAGAGGUAUGCCAUUCAUGCCUGCUCUAGGAGUGGAGCCGGUCUCAUGGGUAUUGCUUUCAUGCUGUGUGGUGUCCGCCAGAGUACAGUUGUUGCUUAUGCUCAUUUACUCACCAUUGUUAAGUGUUUCAUUGAAGAUUUUGCUCUGUAUUUAUUAAGUGUUGUGUUAUGGUGCACUGUGAUUGGGUUACCGGGCGUCGUACAACCCGAGUCUCUGGAGUCCUCCCACCCGAUGGCGCAGAGGGAAGUUGUUGUUGAUGAUGAAGACAUGUUUCAUUCUGUGGAGGAUUUUUAGCACUUGAAGGUUAUUGACAAUCCUCUGUGCCAAUGUCAGUAUAUAUUCCUGCUUUCUGUUUUAAGUUCAUAGUUGCAUGCUCAAUGCUCGGCCAUAUCAUUAAUUAUCAACAUAACGGACUUUAAGGUGUCAUAUAAAUUAUUUUAGUUUGAGGAACUGAAGGACUUUUAAUUGAUGAUGUUUUGAAGAUGAAGGGUAUUGUGCAAUGUAAAUUAUUAUGAGGAACAAAAAAGGAAGUGAUGUGCUUAGCCUGGGAGGAGCUUGCUGUCCUGCCCUCCAUUUUCUUUGUAUAUAUUGUGAGUGAACUUUGAUACUGAUUUGUCUUAUAAUUUUUGGUGUUUUCUGUUUGAGAGAUUCUUGGUUUCAUAUAGGGACCUCUUGGGAACAUUAGCAUUGUUUACUUCGUGCAAGAAAAAUGCGAUCAUCAGCUAAUUAAAAGAUUAUUUAUCAUAAUCAUAUACUGUAGUGAGCCAUGACAGUAUGACCGACCAAGAGCUUGAGGAUGUGAGCACCUCUAAAUCCCCAUUACCGUAUUAUUUUUGGACCUGAAUUUUUUGUUUUGUUUUGAUGAUACUUUAAGUUGGGUAGACUAACACACCUAUAUUGAGCUGUAGUACUGUAGUUAGCUAUCCUAAAUAUAAUCAUUGGGGACAGAGUGAUUGUUUUAUGAUGCAGCUGAUGCCAUUGGGUGCGGCGGUAUGAGAGCUGCACAUAAUGUUGUUCAUAACCAUUGUAUCUUUUUAUAAUGCAGAAGGCUAGAUAUAUAUAGAGCUAACUAGACAUGAUUUUCAUGUACAGAAUUGGAACUUCCUGAGUUAGAGCUGACUUUGUAGCUUGAUGCAUCAUUGUACACAGUGCUAUUGAAUAAAAUUGCAGUGCUUGGCAAUAAACCCUUACAGUGUUGCAGCUUAGGACAAUAAUAUACCAUUCUCUGUGUACUGUACUGCUAGCAUUUGCCACACACGUGUCUUGAAGUUGGGUGUGUUAAUGUUCGUGGUUGCAGGUGUUAUGGGCUUGAGUGUAAGAAUACCACAAUCUUUCUUAACCAUUAGGAGUGGGACACAGUGGAGUGAAGCCAACUAGACGAGUCACCGGUGUUUAACAUAACAGAUUAACCAUCACAUUAUUUGGUCAGUUUGGCGGUGGUGAAGGUAGUUACUCUUCACCUCACACUGGCCACUUAAUAUCACAGGAACUCUGCUUGAUUCAUUUUGUUUAACAGUAUCAGACACCAUGAUAGCUGAAUCAAGUUAUAUGGAAGCAAAUGGUGCUGUGAAACUAGCUUUAGUCAUUUUCCGGACUUUUUUUGUCAUAUAUCCAUUACACCGUGUAUAUAGUUUUGUAAAAGGAUAAUAGAAGCAAUAUUUACUAAAUGUGUGGGUAACUUCAGGGUAUAUUAAAAGAUCCUUUUCCUUUUUGCCAUUUUCCAGAUGUCAGAACCUCAAGUGAAGUUCUUGAAGCCAUGAGAUCCAAUAUGUUAUUGUCAGCAUUACUUUGAAAUCAGGGAAUGGUAAUAUUAACCUUGUAUGAUAAUGUAUUGAAGUCUUUUGCAUUUUAACUUCAGCCAAUGUGGGUUUGAUGUGUUUGUCUUAAAAACUUAAAUCUUUUAAAUUUAGUGUUGGAUUGAUGAAAGAAGCAGGCAAAAUAGAGCAGUUCCAGUUUUCUUAAAAGUAAAUGAUCAGAUAUGUAGGUGAAUGGAAAGAGGCAAAGGAACAGUUUCAUUUGAAGAAACAUUUAGAAGUUUGAUUACAGAUCAAUGUGACUCACUUCUCAAUGUUGACCAUUUUAUCUUAUAGAGAAGUUAGCUUUAACCCAGAGAUUUUCCAGCUGUUUUUCUCCAUAUAUGAAUUACUACUUGUGAUAUGCAAAGCUUGUUCCCAUUCAUCAAAAACAGUGUGUGUGAGCUUCUCCAAUUUAGAUAUGAAAUAAUGGCUUGCAGUGUUUGUUUAAUAAAAGUUUUUGUAUGGCAGGUGUUUCCUUUAUAUAUUUUUAUAGAGGAUUAAUGUUAUGUUACCAGGUAUUAAUUUAUCUUCCUUUCAUAUUUUAUAUAAUUUUCUUUCACUUUUGGAUUUCUAUUUGGCUUCAUACAUACAGGAGGACUAAUCUUGUAUACAUAUAAAGAGUUGCUUAUCUGUAGGUUAAAAUACAUGUCUGAUUUUACAACCAGUCACGAAAUUUAUUUGAAACCAAGUUGUUUUAUGAAAAGGAAAAUGAUUGCUUUCUUAACAAAUUUUAUGGAGGUACUGGGAGUUCAACACAACUUUAUCUUCUUAAUAGACAUACUCUACUUUAUACUGUACUGUAGUAAUCCAAUCAUAUGCUAGAAUGCAUCCUAUUCUUUUUCUCAGGGGAGGCUCCCUAGCAGAUUCUUACAAUCGUGCUGUCUUGCCUUAUGUUACACUUGUAAUUGUUUAUGAGGAAGAAAGACAUUUCUCCAUUCUGGCAUCUCUGUUUGUGCUGUUCUCUUAACACCUUGUUGGUCUGCUAGUCUCAAACUCUGUCAUGUUUUGAGAGUAUUAACCACUUCCUGCUUCUCUCUGAUUGUGGAGGAAGAACUGUUCUACUAUCCUCAAUAUCUGCAUCAAUGUUAAGUCUUGUGUUGGAGCCACGUCAGAGAUGCACUUUGUUGUUGGUGUUCACAUACUGUACUGGCAUGUUUUAAACUUACGGGUGUGUUCCGUGUUUUUAAUCACAUUCGUUUUUGCAAGCAAGUAAUGUGAUCAUUGUCAUCAUGGCCAAAGUAAUUUGUUGUAUUCUGUUGCAAAUGUAUUGAAUAUUAUAAGGUGUCGCACUUAAUGACAUUAUGGCAAUCUUCUAUUAAAUGUAGGAAGUAGACUACAGUACAGUACAGUACAUAGUAGUCAAUAAAACUAGAACUGUGGUCAUUGAACACAGUUUAAAGAUCUGUUGAUGGAUUUAGAGACAUUAGCCAGACUGUGCCCAAUGAGUGUUCAGAACUUUACAGAAAAUUAAUAAAGUAUUUUGAUACUGGUUCCUGGAAAUUAGUUACUGUAUCCACAUAGUUUCAGUAUGAAUGGAGUUCAUCAAAUUAUUUUGGAGGUGAUGAACAGAAAAUGUUUGACAUGUCAAACUGGAGAAUGCCGAAGAAAGUCACUCAUACAUGAUGGUCUGCAGACCUUCCUAAUGACUCAGUGUUUCAGGAUGAACAUCCAUAAAUUUGUUACAAAAUAAUGGCUGGAGACUUGGAGAGCAAGAGAUCUAGUCCUUCCCUCCUGGUGUCAACUCUGGACACCAAUACACUUAAUCACACACACAACUUAAAAACUUUGCACCCCUUUGGCAGGACAUAAAAAGCACUUGAUCUGAUGUCUUAGUAAUGUGACUGGUGAUGUUUAUAUAAAAUUUUCAGUAUGCAUAAAAAAACCUUCAUGAUUUAAUGUCAUGUUCAACAUGACUUACUAAGGUAACCCAGUUCAAACUAACAGAGCAAAAUGAUCUCGUUUUGAACACCCGGGCCUUCGUAUACUGUACCAUUAUAACAGAGGUGCUGGGCUGUUCUCAGGUGUUUUAACAACAGUGGAUUAAAAAUGAUUGCCUGGGUGUAUGGAAUCAGGGAUAAUUAUUAUUGGAUAGAUUUAUGUUCUUCCUGUACAUGAGUUACGUAACAAUUACUUUUGUAUCCGAGUUAUUAAUAUUGUCAUGAAUACAAUACGGUUUAUUAUUAGUUUAUAUCAUAGGAAUACCUUUUAUUUUAAAAUAUUAGUAAACUGCUUAAACUGUGAACAGAGAAAAAAGUAGUUACUAUGCAUUGAUUCACACACACACACACCUCUGAUGUUAUAUUUAUGUAAAAGGAGAUAUACAUUUGUUAGCAAUAAAAACACAUAAAUUUGGCUAAAACGGUUAUUUGAUGCUUUAUGAAAUCCUUGCACCUUGUCAAAGAAAAAUUUGAUUUGCCAGUGUUAGAGGCCCAUAUGUGGCCAACAUAGCCUAAGGACAAGGUGUAUUAUACAGUACUACAGUAUAUAGUGCUAAACUGUAGAGAAGGAAGAAACUGGAAGUGAGGAAAGGAUUAUUGGUGACGUACAGUUGUAAACUGUUUUAGUUGAUGACUAACAGGGACUGAGAUGCUCUCUGCUACUACCCCAAAUGUAAAAGCAGUUUAUCAUCUUGCAAUGACAAGACAGUUUAGCAGAUAUUGCAAACUUCGUUAUCAGGCUAGUGAAACCAACUUAAUCUGAACUAAGUUAGGCUAUACAGUACAGCAUUGGGUGGGUAAGGAUAAAUUAUAUACUGUACAGCAUAGUACAUCAGGUAGUAGACACUAAUAUUGAUCACAGAUACAUCUAUUUUAGGUUAACUAAACUGUACAUCCUCCAGAGGAAACCAGCAAAUGGUAUUUUCGUAAAUACUAUGACUUAUCUUUAUUCUCCAAAAUUAGGCUUAAGGCAAAUACAAACUCCAAAAUGUGAUUUCUCAUCCAUUACAAAUAUUAAAGAACAUAGUACUGUACAUAAUUGUUAGUAAAACUUUUAUUUUGUAUUACUAAUUGUGGGUCAAAUAUGGUUUAUAUUUGGGCAAGCGAAAAUUACCUCCAACUUACACUACACAGAUAAAGUGGCUUCUUAAAGUUUAUUGUGUAAGGUGUAUAUGUUUUCUGGCCUAACACUGUACAGCAACCCUAAACAUACACUAUCACAGCCACUCCUCAGACUGUGCCUCCUCUUACCCCAGUAUUCAUGUUGACCACACUACUGUAAUUACUGUAGCUUCUGUGUACAUGAAGUGAUAUUUACAUAAAGUAAUAAAAAAAUUAGUAGCCAAAAGUUAUACCAAUAUUUUGUAAACUAUUAUGUAUGAAUAAAACAAUGAAUGUAGACAAAAGUU